AUGGCGACGAUUCAGUGGACUACAUUUGGACAUGAUUCGCCGUACAUUUUAUGUUGAUUUUCAUAGCCAAUCAAACAGAAUCGGCUUUAUUUUGGUUAUUAGCACCAUUUCCAAGUUUGAUAUUCACAACACUUCUUAGACAUAACAAACAGUUGAUUUCACUAGCUGAACACAGUGUAACUAAUAAUCAAUACACAUACUAUAGAAGUCAGAGAUCUAUUCACACUAUGGAACAGUUUCAAGCCCAACAAGGGGCUGUAACUCUUGAUGCCAGUCAGCAGGCUUUCCAGCAGGUUGCACAACCUUUUGUGAUGCAAGGACUGCCAAUGCAAUUCCUACAAGCCGGGGCCACUCAGUUCCCAGGUGUACAAGCAGGACAACAGCCUCAGAUUGUACAGUUGAACGGUCAGAACCAGAUGCCUGUACUGCAGACACCGACUGGUCAGCAGAUUAUUGUACAGAUGCCACAGAACCAGUCUGCAAUGAGCAUGCCGAAUGGACAACAGUUCCAACAGUUACAGUAUGUGACGUCUCCUGUUACAACUCCUACGUUACAGACGUUUGGUCAACCGCAGCAGAUUAUAAUACAACAGCCCCAGGGACAGCUCCUGAAUCAACCCCAGAUCAUUAACCCACAGAAUCUCGCACCAUUUGUCAGUCAGCUCACACAGGUCGUACAGAUGCCAGAUGGACAGACAGUGCUAUAUCAGCAACCACAAGCAGCGCAACAGGUCACACAACAAAUGCAGCCAACAACAGAAAAUAACGGUCAACAACAGCAGCAACAACAACAACAACAGCAACAACAAUCUCAACAGAAUCAAGUACAGGCAAGCGGAAUGGUAACUACAGACCAGAGCCAGCCACAGCAGGCAGCACCACAGUUUAUCCAAGUACCUGGAGGACCAUUAAUGCAGGUUGUGGGAGGUAACAUAAACAAUUUAAAUCUAGCCGGAGUCCAGCGGGCACAAACUGGUUCCCAGGAGUCAUCAGAAGAAGAACCUUUAUAUGUUAACGCAAAACAAUAUCACAGAAUACUGAAGCGACGACAGGCAAGGGCAAAACUUGAAGCUUCAGGAAAAAUACCAAGGAUAAGAAAAAAAUAUUUACAUGAAUCCCGGCAUAUACAUGCUAUGAACAGAGUGAGAGGAGAGGGAGGCAGAUUUCACUCAAUAAAGAAUGAACCGUAUGAGGGGGAGGGAGAUGUCAGUAUCAAACAGGAAUCAGAAGAAGACAGUGAAGUUUCCAGACUGAUGUCACAAGCAAUUAACGGCAGUCAUUUAAACAAUAUGCCAUUGGCAAAUCACAGCACACCAUCACAUAUAGCGCCAGCGAAUUCUCACUACACAAAUUCAGAUUUACGGCAUAUAACGCCAAGCAAAGGAUAAAUUCUCUGUUUUUAAUGUUUAUAUUUUAUUUUAUGUUGAUUUUUAGCUCACCUGUCACAAAGUGACAAGGUGAGCUUUUGUGAUCGCGCGGUGUCCCUCGUCCGUCCGUGCAUGCGUCCAUAAACUUUUGCUUGUGACCACUCUAGAGGUCACAUUUUUCAUUGGAUCUUUAUGAAAGUUGGUCAGAAUGUUCAUCUUGAUGAUAUCUAGGUCAAGUUCGAAACUGGGUCAUGUGCCUUCAAAAACUAGGUCAGUAGGUCUGAAAAUAGAAAAACUUUGUGAUCUCUCUAAAAGCCAUAUUUUUAAUGGGAUCUGUAUGAAAGUUGGUCUGAAUGUUCAUCUUGAUGAUAUCUAGGUCCAGUUCGAAACUGGGUCACGUGCAGUCAAAAACUAGGUCAGUAGGUCUAAAAAUAGAAAAACCUUGUGACCUCUCAAGAGGCCAUAUAUUUCAUGAGAUCUUCAUGAAAAUUGGUCAGAAUGUUCACCUUGAUGAUAUCUAGGUCAAGUUCGAAAGUGGGUCACGUGCCUUCAAAAACUAGGUCAGUAGGUCAAAUAAUAGAAAAACCUUGUGACCUCUCUAGAGGCCAUAUUUUUCUUGGGAUCUGUAUGAAAAUUGGUCUGAAUGUUCAUCUUGAUGAUAUCUAGGUCAAGUACAAAAGUGGAUCACCUGCCUUCAAAAACUAGGUCAGUAGGUCAAAUAAUAGAAAAACCUUGUGACCUCUCUAAAGGCCAUAUUUUUCAUGGGAUCUGUAUGAAAACUGGUCUGAAUGUUCAUCUUGAUGAUAUCUACAUCAAGUUAGAAACAGGGUCAUGUGCGGACAAAAACUAGGUCAGCAGGUCUAGAAAUAGAAAAACCUUGUGACCUCUCUAGAGGCCAUACUUGUGAAUGGAUCUCCAUUAAAAUUGGUCAGAAUGUUCACCUUGAUGAUAUCUAGGUCAAGUUUGAAACUGGGUCACGUGCCUUAAAAAACUAGGUCAGUAGGUCAAAUAAUAAAAAAACCUUGUGACCUCUCUAGAGGCCAUACUUUUCAUGGAAUCUGUAUGAAAGUUGGUCUGAAUGUUCAUCUUGAUGAUAUCUAGGUCAAGUUCAAAACAGAGUCAUGUGCGGACAAAAACUAGGUCAGCAGGUCUAAAAAUAGAAAAACUUUGUGACCUCUCUAGAGGCCAUACUUAUGAAUGGAUCUCCAUUAAAAUUGGUCAGAAUGUUCACCUUGAUGAUAUCUAGGUCAAGUUUGAAACUGGGUCAUGUGCCUUAAAAGACUAGGUCAGUAGGUCAAAUAAUAAAAAACCUUGUGACCUCUCUAGAGGCCAUACUUUUCAUGGAAUCUGUAUGAAAGUUGGUCUGAAUGUUCAUCUUGAUGAUAUCUAGGUCAAGUUUGAAACUGGGUCAACUGCAAUCAAAAACUAGGUCAGUAGGUCUAAAAUUAUUAAAAUCUUUUGACCUCUCUAGAGGCCAUAUUUUUCAAUGGAUCUUCAUGAAAAUUGAUCUGAAUGUUCACCUUGAUGAUAUCUAAGUCAGUUUCGAAACUGGGUCACGUGCAGUCAAAAACCAGGCCAGUAGGUAUAAAAAUAGAAAAACCUUGUGACCUCUCUAGAGGCCAUAUUUUUCAUGAGAUCUUCAUGAAAAUUAGUGAGAAUGUUCACCUUGAUGAUAUCUAGGUAAAGUUCAAAACAGGAUCACGUACCUUCGAAAACUAGGUCAAUAGGUCAAAUAAUAGAAAAACCUUGUGACCUCUGUAGAGACCAUAUUUUUCAAUGGAUCUUCAUGAAAAUUGGUCAGAAUUUUUAUCUUGAUAAUAUCUAGGUCAAGUUCAAAACUGGGUCACAUGAGCUCAAAAACUAGGUCACUGUGUCAAAUAAUGACGUCAUACUCAAAACUGGGGCAUGUGGGAAGAGGUGAGCGAUUCAGGACCAUCAUGGUCCUCUUGUUUAUAUUUAUUAAACAUUCUGUGAGCAUGUUGACUGUAAGGACGCUCGCAGCAAUGUUGAGGAGCACGGGAAGUGCAUUUCUUGGUGCAAUAUAUGUGAUUUUUUUAUAUAUAAAAUGUUCGUAUUAUGUUAUGACAAAAAGCACCCCAUGGUUGAAAAAAUUUCCAAAUUAAACACAAAAGUUUGAUAAUCCUACCACUUGAGUCCGCAACUUUCCAACUUCACAAGACACCAAUCUGUAACAUAAUUAAAAUGACUUCUAAACAGUUACAGUAUACGGUUGCUUGGGAUUCAGAACAACCAAACAAAUGCAGGUUCUCAAGUUGUUAAACUAAUUUUGUAGACCAGUCUCAGAAUGCAGACUUACCAUUGGUUGAUUACAAGGUCAAGGUCUGAAUCAGCCAAUCAGAUGCUGGUGUUUAGGGACUGGUACAGUCAGCUUCUUUACUUUGGACCAUAUCUCAAUUCUUAACUUGAAGCAGACUGGAGACUUAGUCACAGUUACUGUAUCCUAAUAACACAAAGCUGGGUUUGGAAGAUAUGACCACAGUUGGAGAUACAGCAUUUAAAAUGAGAAUAUUUUAAAAAGUGCAUCUGGAUUUUUUCAGCUGAUAUAAUUUGUUCAUUUAGAAUCUUAAUUGGCAUUGGGUGUAUUUUGUCAUUGCAUAACUCCUUAUGUGUAAAGCUGUGUGGGAAAUGAUCUCAAUGCAAACAAAUUGUUUAAAGGGGCAUGUCUUAAGAAAGUCAUUAAAAUUUCAAUAAUUUGAAACAUACAGCAACUGAUUUUAACCAUAUAUUAUUAAGGUGAUACUUUUAUGUGCAUGUUAGUAUGUACAGCUAAAUUCCUUCUAGUUAAACCUUUACCCUGCCAGAUUUCUAAAAUGGACUCGUCUAUCAUUCAAUUUGGGCAGUACCAUUUAUCAUUCUAAGGGCUGUUCACAGAAAAUUUACUGGCUGAAUAGCAAACAGUGCAGACCACACAUUAGCCUGCAUGGAAAUGCAGGCUGAUCUUGGUCUGCACUGGUUGCAAAGGCAAAACUACUUGCCGCCAGCAGGCUAAAGGUUAAAUUAGAUUUCUGUUGCCCAGCUAACAGUAUUGAGAGCUUUCUACAAAUUCACUGACUAUAAAAGAGUGUAUUUAUAGAUGAAUUCUAUUAUCAGAUGCAUGGAAUAUUAUAUUUCUUCUCUAUAUUUUAUAAUUACGAACUAAAAAAGCAUUUUCCAAAUUUAGAGAGAAUAAACAAUGACACUUAUCAUGUGGCAUACCCCUUUAAACUUUGUAGAUUUUCACUUGCUUUUUCAUGACAUUGAUAAAUGCUGCAAAAUACUGUGUCCUUAAUAUUAUUGUUAAAAGUUGUUUUUUUAAUCGGUCAGUUUCAAAAAUACAAAGUAGAUUGAUCGUUUACUUUUGUAACCAUGGAAACCAAACGAAUAAAACUUACAAGAUGAAAACUUGAUGUAAUAAUAUUCUCUGCAUGUCCUGAAAUUUUAUAUUUAAAAAAAAUGCUGUUAUAGUACAUUGUAAAAUGGUUUUCUAUUUUUCUUCUUUAAUGAAAUCAGUUUUGACAUACAGGGAAAAGUCCCCAGAGACUGGUUUUGACCAUGGGCCAAAAGUUACUUUUUGAAUCUCACUUGAGCACUUACAAGCGCUCUUGUGAGUUAUUGUCAGCAUCCUAUGGCCAUCAUUAACUGUUGUUGUCAAUAUUAUUUUUACUUAAGUAUCUUCCUCUCUUAAACUACUGAAUGUCUGUAACAACCUGGCAUGAACCUCCCAACUCAGUUCAACUACUUGACUGCAUAUAUGAGCCGCUAGAGCUAAAAAUUGGGAAAAAAAUUAAUUUCGUCUCUGUAUAAACUUAAUGGAUCUCAACAGACUUGGUCUGUAACAUCCGAUGAAUGACCUUUCUCGUGUUUGUUCAGAUACUUUUACCUUAAUGACACCCAGAGAUAAAAAUAGUAAAAACAAAAAGCACCCCAAACUUUCAAAUGAUAUCUUGUAAACUGCUUCAUGGAGGUUUUCAGGAUUUAAUAGAAGCAUCCAGAACCUACUGUUAAUUAGUAUUCAAACCUGAAAUUCUCAGUCUAUGUAGCUGAUGUUUGUUGCAAUUAGUUUGCCACAUUGCUGCCAAAUGUGUAAAUGUAAUCAAAAGGUUCAGCUUGAAAGCUAAAAACAGUAAGAUCUUUACAUGACUUCACAUCAGCAGCUUUAAAGAUGGUCACUGAAGUUGGUCAGAAGCAUUCUGUGAUGCACCUUUCUCAAAUUUUAUUUUCACACUCUACCAAAAUUUGUUAAAAAUCAAGCUAAUUUGUGAAAAAAACAUGGCCGCCAUGAUACAUGAUUGAGCUGUGAAACUAAGGGGAGCAAUUUAGGGCCAUCAUGACCCUGUAGUUUUUAAAAUGCUAUAAAAACAAAUGUUUUAGUUUUAAUAAUGUUCAGUUUAGUUUUAAAUCUUACGGACAUGUUUUUAAUUUCCCUUUUAUUUUAGUUGAUUCAUGUUCUGUUUCAUUCUGUUAAUUCCAUUUGUUUUAGAAUAGAUUGUUAAUGUUUCUUUUUUAUUACGUUUUUUUUUCUCGUUAAUGAAAAGUGAAAAGCGAUCUUUUAUUGUAAACUUAGAAAAAAAGUUUUAUCGGAAUUUGUUAAGAAUGUAUUUUGUUACUUUAACCCUUAGCCUGCUGCAGGCGAAUUUAACAGCCUUUGCAAACAGCUUGGAACCAGAUCAGACGCCGAUUAAAUCGGCGUCUGAUCAGGUUCCAAGCUGUUUGCUACUCUGACAAUAUUUCUUUCAAUUUGGGAGCAAAUUGAAUGAACUUUACAAUUUUAGCAGACGACAGUUCCAGCAGACGACAAUUUAUCUAGCAUGCUAAAGGUUAAAUCAUCAUAGGGAAUACUACAAGAAUCUUUCACUGGUUGUAAGUGUAGAUGAGAAUAUCCAGCUUGAGGGUAACUGUUUAGGCAGUAACUAGGCUCUUUUGAGUAACCACAAAGACAGUUUACCCAAGAGCUGGAUAUUUCUAUAUUUUUUCUUGCAAACGGUAUUCUUCAAAUCAUGAUUCUUCAAAAACACAGGAAAAUCCGGCACGCAAGAAUUAAGUUUCUUAGGCUGUAUUUAAUGAUUUAAGUAUCAGAUUUUACUGUUGUCUUGCCUUAAUUUGAAAUAAGAAAUGAAAGUAUAAGAAUAUUAAAAAUUUCUGUCUCAGAAAUUGUGUAAAAAAUACAGCUGUCCAUAAGUAGCUGUGAAAAUUAAUUGUCUGUUAAUAUAGUUUCAAUCCAGAAAUUUUCACUGGCUGAGUGAAUAUAAUGCUAUGAAAUCAUUAAUUAUCGUGGGACACUAAUUUUCGCAGAUAUUGUGGUUCCAUCAAAACUCAAAAUUAUGGUUAAUUUCAUUGAAAACAAAAAAAAAGUUCUUCAAAAGAUGAAAUUUACAAACUCAUAUCCUGUGUCAAGAAUUAUUUUUCCGAACAUGUUUUCUUCUGUGAACUUGCACAGUCUCAUUUGAAGUAGACAUAAAACACCUACAGGACUGAUGUGUAUCGGUAUGUUACUGUGAAAUUAUAAAUAUUUGUGGGUGACUAAUUUUUGUGGUUUUCGCAGUUGGGUCAGUCCACAAAAUUGAAUCCCAAUGAACUUAAAUCUUAUACACAUGAAAUUAAUUGUUUCACAGUGUAUUAAAAAGCUUAUAAAAGGGGUCAUUACCAUUUUUUAACAUUUGCUAUCAUUUUUAAGCUUUGCUAAUUGUUUCAUGUUUAACAUAGACUGAUAUAUCACUGGUGUAUUUAGUCACAUGUUUUUUCAGGGAAUUAUUGAAAUAAUAGUGUGAAACAUAUUUUGAAUAUAUUAAAUACGAGUGAAAAAUAUCAAAUAUAUGAUAUUUGGUUAAAACCAUCGAAACACAUGAAAUAAAAAGGGAAGUUGUUUGUUUUACAUAUAGAUCUAACCAAGUGUCUUUCCAUUGUGAACACCAGAUUACUGGUAUAUAAGUUUAAAUUAUUGUCUACACUGUUCAUGAAAGAAUUUCAUCUGGUAUUCACUUGGGUGAAAGAUAGUUUGAUCUUACACUGAAACAAACAAAUGUUCUCUUAUAUAGUUGUUAAUGAUUCUGUUUUACCAGUAAAAAAGUUUUACAUUAUUAGAGGUAUUUAAAGUGUGAGUUUUAUUAAGGAGGGAAGGGCCUUUCUGGCAAAGUGGUUAAGGUCACUGAUGUUGGUUUGAAACCGUUUUUGAUUUGUAGAAUUCUUCAUGUGAGGAAGCCAUGCAGCUGGCUAAUGAAAGGUCCACGGAUCAACCCCGGUGCCCAACAUGAUCAGAUAAUGCCUGGAGGGUCACCAGGGGUGUUCCUCCACCAUCAAAAGCAGGAAAAGUUGUCGUAUGACAUAAAAUGUUUUUGUGAGACUCUAUACCAAGCAGAAACAAAAGAAAAACUAAGGCCAAACAUAUCAUCGUAAUAUUUCACUGAAUAGGAGAAAAAAAGAGAGAAAUAGUUAGUAAUUCUAAGCAACAAGAGAUUUCCUCGAUUAAAAAUAAUUGUGGUAAACAAAUUGUUGCAAAUAGAUAUAACAAAUAUUUGUCAAAGUGGGCCAUGAAAUGAUGAAGGUCAGCUCAUGAAUUUUGCCUACUGGAUUAACAUGAAACUUGUCACAAGCAGAAUUUUCACAAUUUUAUUUAAAAAUUGGGAAAUGUUGUUUUUUGAUAAAAGAACCAAAAUCAAAAUACUGUAAAUUAGACACUUUUGUCGCAAAAUUUACUGUGGUUUUAAGACGUUGAAUUUCUGAAUAGACGAGAUUUUCAUUGACAAUUUUGCCCCAUAUUCAAUCAAUAUCAUGGAUAACUCGGUUCAUCAUAGUCAUGGAUUAUGAAUGUGGUUGUUACAAUUUUGAGGUGUUUAUUUAUUAGAAGAUGGGGCAUCAGAAAAGUGGUUAUUUUUAACAUUUUGCUAAUUUGGAAUGAUGAUAUAUUAUUAAAAUAUGUCACAUAAUUUUGUACAAGAUUUUCACUUAUUAUUGUAUGUGGAUCAUGUCUUGUUUAUUUAUUGAUGAAAAUAAUCAUGUUGUUAUAUUGUACAUGUUUUUUUCUAAUUUAUUAAUAAAGAUACAUUUUACGUAAAUCA
Molecule: messenger RNA, 8422 nt
Organism: Mercenaria mercenaria
Lineage: Eukaryota; Metazoa; Mollusca; Bivalvia; Venerida; Veneridae
Product: nuclear transcription factor Y subunit alpha-like
Exons: 10
Coding region: 51-1388 (445 amino acids)
Biological process (GO): regulation of transcription by RNA polymerase II
Cellular component (GO): CCAAT-binding factor complex
Molecular function (GO): RNA polymerase II cis-regulatory region sequence-specific DNA binding; DNA-binding transcription factor activity, RNA polymerase II-specific
Source: RefSeq, a predicted model, not a curated record